GGUUAUUUGUAACGUGCGAAUAUAAUCGGCAGCUCGUUUCAUUGUUACAGAAUACAGAGUAAGGCAGGUGAUAUUUUUGAGGACAGAAGGAUGGACAACACCACUGCAGUCAAUCCUCGCCGGAGAUAUAACUUGUCAGAUAUCCAGUUUCCGCGGCGGAAGAUUAAAUCUUCUACCUCAAUCCCCAAACCCUCUUUUCAGUUCUUUACAAGGCUACCUACAGAGCUUCAGCUCAUGAUAUGGGAUUUCUGGCGUGAGCAGAAGGGCGUGGUCAGACACUUCAUUAUCUAUCGUACAGAAGGCCCUUGUUAUGGAGCAUACGACGUAAACCUACGAAGGUUCAUCACGGAGGAGGGCUCUGUUGAUCCCAUGAAUGUCAAGAUUAACCUCAAGGUUUCUAAACACCCAGUAAGAAGGUUCAAUGAAUGGCAAACAAUGGAUCGUUCUUUCGGUCGGAGACCUCCUUCUGUAAAGACGAAAUCAUCAUUUGCCUGGGUCAACUUCGAGAAGGAUGUGUUCUUCACAUACGAUAUGCUUCCACACUGGUGGAGAUCUCGGUACUUUUCCUUUGGCAUACACUACAGUGAUUGGUGGCGGUAUGCCCAACGUUUAACUCUCUGUGUAAACAAAGAACCCGAUCAGAAAUUCUAUAAGUACCUCCCUGAUGAACUUGCUUCUAUAAAAACUAUCUCUAUCCUACACCUAGAUCCGAUAAAACAUAGAUCACACCUAAGCGAACUGCUAGGGAAGAGAUCCCUGCUUUAUUGGGAAAUGCGAUACCGUCUCCAGCAUACGAUUGAAGAGAUCUUUACCCGCGACGAAGGCCUAAUCACCAAGACAGUUGUUGCUAAGCAAGUUGAAAGCUGCUUUCGUAUAAGGGACCGGAAAAUUGACAUCGAGAUCGUCUAA
Molecule: messenger RNA, 909 nt
Organism: Annulohypoxylon maeteangense
Lineage: Eukaryota; Fungi; Ascomycota; Sordariomycetes; Xylariales; Hypoxylaceae
Exons: 1
Coding region: 91-909 (272 amino acids)
Source: RefSeq, a predicted model, not a curated record